AAAUCCCGUAUCAUGGUCAUCAUCAGUAAUGUUUUUACUUUCUGAAGAAAAUACAGCCGAUGAAUGCUUCCUAAGCACAUACCAUCUCAAGCGGUAUAUAAAGUCAAGCGGAGUUGGAUGGUCAUUUGUUUUACCCAGUGCUCGAAUAUAUGAAAAGAAGUUUUCAAUAGCAUCUUGACAUAAUCGGUUGGUGAGGAUAUAUUCAGUACCACAUUUUUCACGUAAAUGAACGAGUAGCUCAUGCACAGAUUUAUUAUUCACCAAAAUUCCGUGUUGAAAUGGCAACAGCUUAGUAUGUUUUCCUACUCUUAUAUUUUUAAUUAUGUCGUUCAUGUUAAAGAUUAUUUUGUUUUGUUUUUCCAAGUCAAUUGCCAAUAUGCAUGGCAUUUUGAAUCAAAUUUAUGUUGCACAUUAAAAACAUCGAACCAAUUAUUAAAUAAAUCAAUUAUAUCUGCACAACAUUCCCACUCCAUUUCUUUCAUAUGUUGCCUUUCCCCACACCACCCAAUGGCAGAAGCAACAGUGUCUGAGAAACACUAUGCUGCCGGUUUCACUUUUUGGCGUUGAGUGCCUGCAACUAGCAAAUGUUAAGUUAACUUUGGAACCAGUUUAAAUUCUCCUUCGUGUAGAUCUAAGAUUCUUUGAAGGCAACUCUUAUUAAUUGUUUUAUUAAAUAUAGAAAAGCCACUAUCCAAAAAAUGGUUUCUGCUUAACUUUAGCAAAUGUGGAACAUCUGCAAAGAAAUAGAUAUUCCAUGAGAUUUUGCUUGGGUGCUGAAUGUAGUUGUUGAAAUUUGAGUCAUGACAUCCUAUUUUAAGGUCCCUCCAUAAAGCUUGAUUGGAUGGACCUAAAUCACAGCACACUGCUACAACAGUGUAGUUAACUGAUUUUGUAAUUAAAUUAAAAAGAGUCUCUCAAAAUCAAAGUAAACAACUUGCUUCCAACUUGCAAAAAGUCCGCGAAUCAUGACCACCUGAACGGUUUUAUGUGGACCAAUUAUUAGCUCAUUUCGUUUAUCAAAGCAAACUUUCCCCAUCAAAUACAUCUAAUCAAAUAUUACAACACAUAUUCUGUCAUUCACACUGAGUUCUUUGCCUUAUGUUUUAAUAUACAUAGUCCAUAUUUAUAAAAGUGAAGCAUUUGCUUUAAAGUAAAAGGUAGAAGUAAAAGGUAGCGCUCGGAAGUAAAAGAUAGAAGUAAAAGGUUUUGCUUCAUUUCGUAUUUAUAAGCUGUGCCUUUUCCUACCAAGCAAAUCCUUCCAAAUAAUAGAAGCAAAAGGUAGACUGAGAGUCGUAUUUCGUUAACAAAGUAAAUAAAGUCUAAUUAUAGGCGUUUUCAAUUCGUUACAACCGGUUACAACUUGCGAAUUGUGCAUGUGCUGCAGUUUUGAAAAAGCAAUUUUAGUGUGUUUAAAUUUAUUCAUAGUUCAGACAACCGUUUCAUCGAAUAUACGUGUAUGCAAAAUGUCAGAUUCUGAUGCAGUGGAUAUCCCCGACGAGAGCCAAAAUAAUGAUGAAAUGCACUUUAUUGCCGAAAAGGUGAAGAUGUACCCAGAGAUUUUAGAAAAAUCACAAGUUCCCACAAUGAAGUUGAAGAAGAAACGAGCUUUAGAAGGAAUUAUACAGGACUAUAAGGCGAUGUUCGGCAAAGCGAUUACUGAAAAAGAUUUCAUGAAGAAGGUAAACAACAUGAAGACCAGAUUGAAGAAAAAAACUGACAGGAACCAAACGGGCAAUAGACCGAUACGCUUACUUCCGUGGGAAAAUAUUAUGCUCGAGACCAUGCAGGGAGAUAAAAAUCCGGUCGUCAGUCGUAUUUCAGGUGAUCUUCAAAUUGGAGUUACGCCACAAUCUGUGAAUACCUCCCAACCAGGUUCGUCUGUUGUACCAUCGCCACCCUUAGAUGUAGUGGAAAGCAAAAGUCGGUCGAUUACACCUAAGCUACUAGAUGUGCGGAAACGAGUUGCUGAAGCAGCACCCAUACGACACAAAGAAAGUGGCGGCCAAAGGUAG
Molecule: messenger RNA, 2012 nt
Organism: Photinus pyralis (common eastern firefly)
Lineage: Eukaryota; Metazoa; Arthropoda; Insecta; Coleoptera; Lampyridae
Exons: 2
Coding region: 1374-2012 (212 amino acids)
Source: RefSeq, a predicted model, not a curated record